This is a messenger RNA of Aspergillus calidoustus, 1245 nucleotides long. Lineage: Eukaryota; Fungi; Ascomycota; Eurotiomycetes; Eurotiales; Aspergillaceae. The record is from the annotation of a GenBank genome assembly.
AUGCAUCUCUGUUCGAGCAUUAUUCUCUCUCUACCUCUCCUACCGUGUCUGGCCAGCGCCGCAUCCUUGACAGUGUCUAGGCCAGAUCGGGUCGUGAAGCGUGCUCCAACCUGUACACCAAACUCAGCAAAUGACCCCGCCAUUGAUGAUGUCCCUGCUAUCCUCGAAGCCAUCCAGGAAUGUGGCGAUGGGGGCGUAAUCGUGAUACCCAGGGACAGCGAAUAUACCAUGGCCUCACGAAUCGUAUUCGACGGGUGCGUCGGUUGCGACUUCCAACUCGAGGGCACACUCACGGCAUCUGAAGAUCUGAGCUAUUGGAAUACGACACGCGAAAUGAUCCUGUUCGACAAGGUUACGGGAGGGAAAUUUAGGAGUCUGACUGGGAAGGGGGUCAUUGAUGGGCGAGGCCAGGUCUCGUACGACUGGUUCGGCGAGCACGGUAAUAUUAAGCGGCCUGUCAUGUUUUCGAUCGGGGGCUCGAGUGACAUCACGGUCUCAGGGAUCAAGAUGGUGAAUCCGCAUGUCGCUUUUGUGUAUGUGGGACAUGGAUCGGAGCGCAUCGAUAUCUCGGACUUGGAUAUGUCGGCCGUGAGCGAGAGCGAGCAUGGACCUAGGAAUACCGAUGGGUUCGACAUCGCCGAGGCGUCGCAUGUCAGCCUUGCGAACAUUAAAGUCGUGAAUCAAGACGACUGUGUGGCCUUCAAACCAGGCUGCGACUACGUGUCUGUCCAGAAUAUCGAGUGCGAUGGGUCGCAUGGCCUCUCCGUCGGAUCCCUCGCAAAGUAUUCCGGCAGCGUGGAUUCCGUGACGAAUGUCUGGGUCAAGGGGGCGAGGAUGAUCAACUCGUCCAAGGCGAUUGGUAUCAAGAUAUAUCCCGGCGGACCAAAUUAUGGAACGGCUCUUGUUCGCAAUAUGACGUGGGAGGACAUCUACAUCGAGAACUGCGAUGCUGCAUUCCAGUCCGAGGCCUGCUACGAGCCUCCAAACAAGGACAGGUCCUACUGCGAGGCGAAUCCCAGUUUAUCGGAGAUCACCGAUGUGUUCGUGCGCAAUCUUACUGGGACCGUCAACGACCGCUAUGGAGGAACUACGGGCUAUGUGUACUGCCCAGUGGAAGGGGCGAAUUGUCAGAUUCAUAUCGAGGACUUCGAAGUCACUUCAGCCGUCAGCCCGUCGGAAUUUCUGUGUGACAAGAUUGCCCCGGAUGUCCUCGGUAUUGAUUGCGUACCGACCGACCCUUAUUAG